AUGAGCUUUUCUGACAAUUCCAUAACGAUUUCACAUUUCUCACAAAACAAGGAUCAUCAAAAUUACUUGAUAAGCACUCAACACUGUUUGUUGAUUCGUCUAUGUCUAACGAGUGGUUCUGGGAUAAAGUUUCUUGCUGCUCCACAUCUGAAUCCCAGUUAUCUUCUAAUUCUUCCUGGCUGUCUCCCCAUCGAGUCCCGAAAAGUGACUCAAAAAGCCAAGCCUGCUCCUCCCCCUCCACCUCCUCCUCCGAAAAAGGAUAAAUCAUGGGUGAGAUCGAAAAUUGAUUCGGCAAAGGAAAAAUAUGAAGCUGGAAAGCAAAAAAUUAAAACGAAAGUCGAGCAUGCGAAGGAAAAAGUCAAGUCAAAAUUCUCAAAAUCUGAUGAUACCAAAAACACAUUUGUUCAAAAAACAACACCUCGGAUAAACACGGAUUUCAAUUUGAAAACUACAAAACAUUAUGGAUGGAAUCCGAAUGUUCACUAUGGCGGAGACUCCAUCUUGACAACGAAAAAACCACUAUUCGAUAGAAUUAAAGAAAAGGUAAAAGGAUCCGAAAAAUAUGUUGGGAUGGCUGUUGGAUGGGCCAAGAAAGACUUGGGAAUCGGAGUUGAAGGACCGAAGAAGCCAUCGAAAAUUUUGAAAUUCGGAAAAAAAGCUGUGGAGUUUGUAUUCAAAAAGAAAGCCAAGAAGACGACGCAAGUUGGGUUCUCAACAGGAGGCUCCUCUGGUGGCGUUGGUUAUUCUGGAGGAUCCUACUCAGGCGGAUCAUAUUCUCAAGGAUACAGCAACCCAGAAUCUUCGGAUCUUCACCAAAAAGUGGAAUAUUUGAGAAGUCGUUUGGAAGUGAUGCAAAAUAAGAUUCAAGGAACAUGGAAUACCAGUGAAGCCGGAACCAAAUAUAAGUUAUUCGAGGAGAGAAAGAACUGGAAUGAUGCACAGCUCCACUGUGAGGAACUCGGAAGUAACCUUGCUUAUUUGGACAGCGAAUCAAAGAACAACUACGCAAAAAUUCUUCUAAAAAAAUCUCAAAAUACCACAAUGGUCUGGUUCGGGCUGAGAACAGAAAUUGGAUUAGAAUCGGCUUCUCAACCUCAGUUUUCAAACUUUGCUCAUCUCGACGGAUGUGGAGCAGUGGAUGGAAAUGGAACCUGGACGAUUUCUGCAUGCACAAUCGAACUACCGUAUCUUUGUCAGGCUUUUCGUUUUGAUGUUCUUGUGGAGAUACCGUAA
Molecule: messenger RNA, 1233 nt
Organism: Caenorhabditis briggsae
Lineage: Eukaryota; Metazoa; Nematoda; Chromadorea; Rhabditida; Rhabditidae
Exons: 4
Coding region: 1-1233 (410 amino acids)
Source: RefSeq, a predicted model, not a curated record